This is a messenger RNA of Nerophis lumbriciformis (worm pipefish), 2111 nucleotides long. The record is from RefSeq and is a predicted model, not a curated record. Lineage: Eukaryota; Metazoa; Chordata; Actinopteri; Syngnathiformes; Syngnathidae.
CCUCCUGUACUGUAGAAUGUAGUAUGGACCAUAGGACAGGACGUUAAGAAGCUGUGGAGGCCUAAGAUGCUCUACUAGUCUGCUGGAAAUCCAAAGAAGACGAAGGAGUCAAAAGCAAAAUGGCGUUUGACAGAGAAGGCCUAAACGUGGCCACUGGCCAUUAUUGUUUCUCUAUUUGUAUUUAGUGCAUACAUGUACGCAUAUAUGUCGUGUAGUAGAUGAAACAUUGUUAGUCAUUGUUUGUAUCCGGAUACAUUAGUCUGAGCGCACUUUAUCAAGUCUUGUGCUAGUUAGCUUAGCUGGCUAGUUAGCUUAGCUUGUUAGCUGCUAACAAAGAGACGCGGACGUUAUCAACACAUCGCUAAGUAGAGAUCAAAUGUGAGUGUAAAGUGUUGUGAUUGUGGGAAAAUGUGCGAAAGAACGAUAGCAAAGUAUGAGGAGGAACUUUGUCCAACAAAAGAGGAGAAGGAGCGACAACAUCAACUACUGGACGCUGUUUUCAAGAAACAUCAAGUUGUGUUACACAGAACAGACGUCCAGCAGCCCCCUCACAUUAAAGAGGAAGAGGAGGUUCCACAGCCGCCCCACAUUAAAGAGGAAGAGGAGGAAGUGUGGAUCACUCAGGAGGGAGAGUGUCUUCUAGGGCAGGAGGAGGAUGAUGUCAGCAAGUUUCCACUGACUGUUGUCUCUGUGAAGACUGAAGAGCAUGAAGACAAACCACCUGAGUCCUCACAGUUUCAUCACAGUCCAAACGUCUGUGAAGAACAACUUCUGCCUGAAAAACAGGAGUGUAGAUUCAAGAGGAAGACGAGUCGCCACGGACCCUCUGGCAUCUCUUUUUCCUCUUUGACACAGACCCUUCCCUGUAAAAAGGAAGAGGAAGACUCACUGACCCCCCACAUUAAAGAGGAAGAGAAGGAACACAGCAUCAGUCAGGAGGGAGAUCAUCUAGAAGGACUGGUGGAGUUCCCAGUGACUGGUGUCCCUGUGAAGAGUGAAGAUGAUGAGGUCAAAGGUGAAAGUGAGGAGAAGAGAGAGGCGGAGCCUCCAAGCAGCAGCUCAACACAACACAUGACAACAGAAGCUGAUGGAGACCACUGUGGAGGAUCACAAGCAGACAAGAUCUUAGCUCCACUAUCGGAUAGUGAGGACACAACGUCACACUCUCCUGACACUGAUGAUGAAGACUCUAAAGAUGAUAAGACAAACACUCACUUCAAAUGUUCUCACUGCGACAAAACUUUUAAAUACCGUUGUCAACUGAAAACACACAUGAGAACACACACCGGAGAAAAACAUUUUACCUGUUCAAUCUGUAGUAAAGGUUUUGCACAAAGUCAAAAUUUGAAAGUGCACAUGAGAACACACACUGGUGAAAAACCUUUUUCCUGUUCAAUCUGUGGUAAAGGUUUUACACAAAAAAAUGUUUUAAACGAACACAUGCCAAUACACACUGGAGAAAAACAUUUUACCUGUUCAAUAUGUGGUAAAAGUUUUACACACAGUCAGAGUUUGAAAAAACACACAAUUUUACACACUGGUGAAAAGCCUUUUAUCUGUUCAAUCUGUAGUAAAGGUUUUGUACAAAGUAACAAUUUGAAAGUGCACAUGAGAACACACACUGGUGAAAAACCUUUUUCCUGUUCAGUCUGUGGUAAAUGUUUUGCAGAAAGUCAAAAUUUUAAAAAACACACAAGAACACACACUGGUGAAAAAUCACAUUCCUGUUCAAUCUGCAACAGAAGCUUUUGUGAACAAUCAACACUUAAAGCACACAUGAGAACACACACAGGAGAGAAAGUGUUGAGUUGCAGUGUGUGUGGUGAAAGAUUCUCUUACAAGUACCAGUGUAAGAAACACAAGUGUGCUGGUGAGAACAGCAGCAGCAAAUGAAACCUCAGGAUUUGAAACAAACUGUCAAAACUUAAAUUUUGUCUUUGUAACAACAUCAACACAUAAAACAUUUGCGACAUUGUUGUUUGUGUAACAAUCUUUUAAUAUGCUUCUAUUUUAUAUUAGUGUUUUGUUUUUUUAAACCGAGUACGUGCAAAGCCAUUUAUCAACAACACCCAGAAACUUCGCCGGCUUUGCAGGGCUCACGCUCUUCCCAG